Ixodes scapularis (black-legged tick) is the source of this 4368-nucleotide messenger RNA. Its product is annotated as innexin shaking-B. Lineage: Eukaryota; Metazoa; Arthropoda; Arachnida; Ixodida; Ixodidae. Gene Ontology annotation, molecular function: gap junction channel activity. Bases 162 to 1277 code for a protein of 371 amino acids. The record is from RefSeq and is a predicted model, not a curated record. Gene Ontology annotation, cellular component: gap junction; plasma membrane. The transcript has 2 exons.
ACGGGUAGUGACGAGUACAACGGAGGGACAUGGCGAAUCGUGUUCGCGUGCAGCCGGCCAAGCACUUCGGUCCUCGCUCCCCUUCGAGAUUCAUUCCUCGCUGAAGGUCCGGGCUACGGCGGUUGACGGAACGAUGACCGUGGCGUUGAUCCGGCAGUGCCAUGUCCCUGGUGAACCUCUUCGGCGGCCUCCGGCGGCUGCUGCGCCGGCGAAGCAUCCAGAUCGACAACUGCGUCUUCCGGCUGCACUGGUUGGUGACGUCAUCCGUGCUGGUCGUCUUCAGCUUGGUGGUGACUGCACGGCAGUAUGUUGGCGACCCCAUCGAGUGCGUGCCUCCCACGUCCGACUUUCCCAUGGAAGUGCUGAACACCUACUGCUGGAUUCAUUCCACAUUCACCAUCCCGGCGGCCUUCAGCAAGAAGGUCGGGUACGAUGUGCCACAUCCGGGCAUCGACAACGCCGAAGACAACAUCACCAACCGAAGGUACAACGCAUACUACCAGUGGGUCUGCUUUAUGCUGUUCUUCCAAGCGAUACUCUUCUACGUUCCAUACUACAUCUGGAAGAACUGGGAGGGCGGGCUUCUAGAAGCCAUCACAAUGGGCAUGCAAGUUGUCAUUAUGGAGGACCAGGAGCGCGAUCACAAGAAACGCAUCCUCACGGAGUAUCUGCACCGGCACAUGCGCCAUCACAAGUUUUACGCGCUCAAGUACAUCGUCUGCGAGUUUCUCAGCCUGGUAAAUAUCAUCGGACAGAUGUUUCUCAUGGACAAGUUCCUGGGAGGGGAGUUCUGGCGGUACGGCACGAAGGUCGUAAGUUUCGCGAUGAGCGAUCAGGAGGAGCGCAGCGACCCUAUGAUAUAUGUAUUUCCCAGAAUGACGAAGUGCACAUUCCGCUCGUUCGGGUCAUCGGGGGAUGUCCAGUCGCACGACUCCCUUUGCCUUCUUCCCCUGAACGUCGUCAACGAAAAGAUCUACAUCUUCCUCUGGUUUUGGUUCAUCAUACUGGUGACGCUAACCUCCUUUGUGUUCGUGUUGCGGAUAGUCGUGCUUAUGGUGCCCAAGUUUCGCUUCCACAUGCUCAAGUCGAGGAGCCCCCUGAUGAACCCCGAGGACCUCCAAGUGUUGUCUCGCGUGGCCAACGCCGGCGACUGGUUCCUCUUCUACAUGCUCGCCCAGAACCUCGAUCCUCUAGUCUACAAGGAAGUGGUGUCCGACCUGACAGCACUCAUGGAGGGAAAGGUAGAGGAAGCUAGGGCGCCUCUCAACUCCAUCUGACGGUGGCAACGCAGUCUUCCCAAGGACAGCAGCGUGGCAGUGCCAAUCGAAGAGCCGCAGCGUCUUCAGGGCCCGGUCCGGGCGGCUGACAUGCGAGCUGGCACCGCGCCACUCCGUUACGAAAACCAAAGACCCCACGAGAGGUACGCGGCGCGAAAGUCUCACCAGGAAACCGCACGCCGAGAGGACAGAGGUGGCGGCCGCCGAAAAUAACGGAGCUGAGCGAAACUCUGCUGAAAAAAAGAAGAAGUCUGAAAACUGGGAAGUCUGCGUCUUUCACCUGUCAAAGAGGCGUUCCUUUCAGGUCAAGUUACGCCCUGAAAUUCAAAGUGCAAACAAGACGGUGAUCAUGGGACACCACUCGAGGUCCUGGAUGUUAAGGGAUCCAAGCUGUCUGACAUUCAAUGAAUGUGAUCACCUCAUCCUACAGCGGCGGCCUCGCAAGUAUGCAUUCCCAAACGAAAAUAAGAAAUGACUCUUUAGUAAUGAUGGGUGUCGUGUUUCCUGUAUUUGGGCUAAGUUGAAUUGUCGAUAUCAUAGUUGUGACGACGGACUAUGGGUUUUUUGUCUGGUCAAUAUAAAGUGCUAAAAAGUUGCUGAUAUUUUGACUGGGCAAUGAGAGAAACAGCGAGUUGGUGCACAAUUAUUAAUAUGAAUAUUUUACUUAUCGAUAUAGUUUUAAGAUCACAUUAUUUCUGUCUCGCGAGUCAUCCGACUGAAUCAGAAUUUACUCAAUCAUUCGUUGAGUUUUGUUUGCCGUCCAGUGUCUUAAAGUUAACCUUUCCAUUUGUACUUAAAACAAUGUCCAAUCUAUCGGGAUUGGGCAUGGUUAAAUUUUGGAAAUGAAGAAGCAGAUUUGCAUAAAUCUGCUUCUUCAUAAAUGGGCGAGAACAAGAUAUGUGUCUGUGUGUAUUUAAUCCCGCUCAUUAAUGAAUACCAUUGAUACUGUUGCAGUUUAUUUAAUCAGUAAAUGGUUAUUAUGGUCUAGCUAUGGCACUAGUCGUUGCUGAUGUUAGUUCUAACGCGACUAAUAGAUCUCGAAAAAUGUUGAAAUUCUUAUUUCUUUCGACCAUACUUUGUCCGCACAUAAUUUGACAGCGGAGUGGCGGCUGCGUAGUAUUAGGAACAAUAAAACCUCAGUCUCAUGGCACGUAAUAUAGAACCCCUGUAUGUGAGCCAAGCACAGGAGAACCUGGUCAUGUGACACACAGCCAGGUUUUGUUGGUCCAGCAAUCAGUAGAUAUUAUUACAUUUUGAGUUAAUUGGCGUUCGUAGUUUAUCCAAGGUUAGCUGCGGACGGAUGAACACUAAUACGCGGUGCACACCUUAAUGACGGAUCUCGCAAACUUUAAACAUUUGUAAACAUUUAACGAGAAAAAAAAGACGCGUAAUAUUUAAAACACUCAUACUUUUUUUUUUUUGAUUUUUGCUAUGAAAAUAAUUUGUAUCGUUGUUUGCGAUUGUCACACAUACGUCUGUACAUCAUGACAAGCCCUCGGGAUGAGUAUUGUUUACUGCAAUCCAUGUUUUUCAUGAUAAUUUUAGUGCUGAUAUGGCCGCACGUUCACCUACCAAAAAUACAAAUCGGUUGUCUCUAGAUAAAUUGGGAAGCCGGGUCACUUAGAAGUAAAACUGUUUUCAUUAAUACAAGAAAAAAUCAGUCAGCUAUAAAAGCGUUCGUCUACAAUACCUACCGCAGCGGGAGGGUAAUCGGAUCAGUUGUGCACCGAAGUACCGUGGCGUCUUCAGCGCCUCCUCUCAGGCGUGAUCACACAAGGAUUCUCCCGUACAAGGCCUUCACCCUUAGAAGCCGAUAGGGCUGGGAUUUCAACACAGCACCCAAGAGAUCGACAGUACAAUCGUCAGCUCCUAUACGGCACCCCUAUUAUGCGUAAGCACACUCGGCCACGUAUUUCCCAAAAGAUUAUGUUCAGGUUUAUUCAAAUAAGUUCGAUCGAUCGUUUUAGACUUAUCGUAGGAAUGAGUACGCCCUGAUAACCUUAAGAGUUCAUGGCUGUCCUUUAGCGCAAGAUAAAUUCGGUUGAAUUCAAGUAGGCGGUGAUGACAGUCACGUACAACCAAUUGCGUCCCAGCUUUGACGCAUGCUUUGAUAUUUUUCCACGGCGUGAUAUUGCACGUUAAAAAUAUUGAUAAAUAUUAUUAUUAUAAUUUGUAACUGUAUGAGAUGAAAAGUGGAUCUUUCCAAAGUAAAAUAGGCUCAGAUUACAAUACAACGAAGGAUCUAUUUUGCGUAUAUAUUCAUGUGAAAGUCGGCUGUCUCGAGGUGGUAAUGUCUGCAUCUGGGUAUAUACGGACUUCAAUGAUUUAUGUCGGGCGGGGGGGGGGGGGGGGGGGGGGGGGGGAGUAAUAGAACUUUCUUUCCGCCUUAUUAUUACGUGAUAGGGCAUGGCACUGAUCGGUGAGAUGGAAGCUGUCUCUAACGGCGGUAUUAGCUCGAAUCGCUAUAGGGUAUUACCCGCGUAAUUAUCGUUGCCUUUUAGUCUUCAUUGUUUGUAAUACGUGUUAUCUUAUGUUUGCUCGCAUACUUCUACAGCAAUGUGUAAAACAACUUUCUGUAUUUUUUAUGGUGCUUUAUUUUUAUGUAUUUGUCUUUCAUAGCGUAGACGGUGACAGGAGAGGAAACUAAAGCACAUAUAGAUUAGUUCCUCUUUGUUUUGUUUUUUUCAUUUCUCAUCCUCGAAAAAAAAAAGUAGUACGAGGUAUUGUGUAGCUUUCCAGUAAACAUCGAGUAUAGGUUUCUUUCGAAAUGGCAUGUUAGCUACAUUUGUGAGUAUCGUAGUAUAUUUCUAUAUUACAGCGUGGCAGUAGCGGUGUAUCUGUAAUCGAUAGAGUGUUUCGUGAAAUAUUGUUUUACCUUUAAAGAUUUGCAAUUAUUUUUAUACGUUUAUACGAGAGCGCCAUUUGCUACACCUGCUAUGCUGAUUUUUUUGUUUCAUACUGCGUGUGAGUUUGUGUGGAACUAUGUGUUGGAACACACAUGACUGCCAUGAACAUAACAUCGUUCCUUUUACGGUAUUUAGUGUGAAUUUUGAAAUAAUAAAAAAUAAAUCAUGUUUUUCACUAAGACGUC